AUGCCUGAGUUCGACAAAAGCAAAGCGUACUCCCAGCAGGAGAAGGUCUUCUUCGAUGACGGCCGCGAGGUAGAGCUUCUUCAUUAUGUCUACGGCAAGGACAAUCUCGAGGAAAUCCGCGGCAGCCCUGAGAAAGUCCUGGCAGCAAUCGAUGAAUUCGGCCGUACCAAAAAGUAUCUGAUGAACGUUGGCGAGGACAAAGGCAAGAUCGUCGAGCUCGGUGGAUACAUUGGCUAUUCCUGCCUACUCUUCGGUAAUGCUGUUAGAAAAGCUGGCGGCAAGCGCUAUUACAGCUUAGAACGCAAUCCAGAGUUCGGUGCAGUCAUCUCUUCUCUCGCAGACCUAGCAGGAUUGAGCGAUGUGGUAAAAGUCAUCAUUGGCUCCAGUGACGCCUCCUUGAAGAGACUGCACGACAACGGCACUCUUAAGCACAUUGAUCUGAUGUUCCUGGAUCACUACAAGCCAGCCUACAAGACUGACUUGAAGCUUUGCGAAGAGCUGAAGCUGAUCUCGCCGGGUUCAGUCUUGGCUGCCGACAACGUGAUCUCGCCGGGUAACCCAUCAUACCUGGAGUAUGUGCGAGCGAGCCCGCAGCAGAAGAAGGAGUGGACGCAACAGGCCAACGGCCAGGGCGCGCCUGACGUGAGGUUCCAGGACAAGACAGUCCAGCAAUAUGCAAAUCGUGGCGAGUCGACCGCACUCAAUGCGAGCCUUGGCACCCCAGGGCUGGUGUACGACAGCAAGUUGGUACAUAGCUUCGAGCCGACUGGUGAUCCUGACGGUAUUGAGAUCUCGAGAUGCACAGGCGAAGAGUAA
Recurvomyces mirabilis is the source of this 816-nucleotide messenger RNA. RefSeq lists its product as uncharacterized. NCBI's taxonomy places the organism in Eukaryota, Fungi, Ascomycota, Dothideomycetes, Mycosphaerellales, Teratosphaeriaceae. Gene Ontology annotation, molecular function: O-methyltransferase activity. The coding region runs from base 1 to 816 and encodes 271 amino acids. The record is from RefSeq and is a predicted model, not a curated record. The transcript has 3 exons.